This is a messenger RNA of Abrus precatorius (Indian licorice), 1919 nucleotides long. Its product is annotated as LEC14B homolog. Gene Ontology annotation, cellular component: Cul4-RING E3 ubiquitin ligase complex. Bases 289 to 1707 code for a protein of 472 amino acids. NCBI's taxonomy places the organism in Eukaryota, Viridiplantae, Streptophyta, Magnoliopsida, Fabales, Fabaceae. The record is from RefSeq and is a predicted model, not a curated record. The transcript has 11 exons. Gene Ontology annotation, biological process: proteasome-mediated ubiquitin-dependent protein catabolic process. Gene Ontology annotation, molecular function: protein binding.
GUCUGCAACACCAACACCUGAUUAUGUGUACGUAUGCAAAAUUGAGAAGAAACCAAGCAAAGGCAAAGAAACGAAGGGGCUUUGACAAUUCCAAUUUUCCAAUAUUUAAUAUUCAUUCAUUACAUUUUCAUCACACACAGACCCACAGACAUAAGUGGUAGACGAGAACGGUAGCAAGAUUGCAAUAAUAUCCAGGCUCGUGUGCCUUCAUCCUCACAACUUUGUAUUCCAAUCAGAGGUGCAGUGAUGGUGAAUUGAGUUUCAAAUUGGAUAUAGAGAGGGUGAAAUAUGAAUCGGUUGAACAAAAAUACAAGUGCCUGUAGUGAUGGUAGUGCCAGUGAUGAAUCUUGUGGAAUAGCUGGAGAAAGGGCUAGUUAUCUUGAUCAUGAAAUUGCACAGCUCACAAGACUUAGGUCAAGUCCCAAUGAACUUUUGGGUCGUGCUGUUCCAGGCAGGAUGAGGUUACCUGCAUCAACUGUGAGAAUGUUAGUUGGUAGGGAAGGAAAUUAUUCCGGACGGGGGAGAUUUUCACCAGCAGAUGGAUGCCAUGUGUUAAGCCGCUAUUUGCCCACCAGAGGUCCUUGGAUUGUGGAUCAAAUGAGAAGCCGUGCCUAUGUGUCGCAAUUUUCUGCUGAUGGUUCUAUUUUUAUUGCUGGAUUCCAGGGAAGCCACAUCAGGGUCUAUGAUGUUGACAGAGACUGGAAAGUUAAGAAGGACAUAUCUGCUAGAAACUUACGGUGGACAAUUACUGAUACAUCUCUCUCACCAGAUCAACUCUAUCUUGUUUAUGCCAGUAUGUCACCAAUUAUCCAUAUUGUCAAUGUGGGAUCUGCCACAACAGAGUCAAUAGCAAAUGUUACAGAAAUUCAUUAUGGAUUGAAUUUAUCUUCUGAUGAUGAUGAUGAAUUUGGGAUUUUCUCUAUCAAAUUUUCAACGGAUGGGCAAGAGCUUGUGGCUGGAACUAGUGAUAGCUCGAUAUGUGUAUAUGAUCUUGGAGCAAAUAAGCUUAGCCUUAGAAUUCCUGCUCACCUGUCUGAUGUUAAUACUGUCUGCUUUGCUGAUGAAUCUGGCCAUCUAAUAUAUUCUGGAAGUGAUGAUAGUUUUUGCAAGGUGUGGGAUAGGCGUUGCUUUGUCUCCAAAGGACAACCAGCUGGGAUCUUAAUGGGACAUUUAGAAGGCGUUACAUUCAUUGAUAGCCGUGGGGAUGGUCGUUAUUUAAUUUCCAAUGGAAAAGAUCAAACUACCAAAUUAUGGGAUAUAAGGAAGAUGACUUCUAAUGCCGUGAAUUUGGGCCUGGGAGAUGAUGAGUGGGACUAUCGGUGGAUGGACUACCCUGAAUAUGCAAGAAAUUUAAAGCAUCCCCAUGACCAGUCAUUGGCAACAUAUAAAGGUCACUCGGUGUUGCGUACUCUAGUGCGCUGUUAUUUUUCACCAUCUUAUAGCACUGGUCAAAAGUACAUUUACACCGGAUCCAGCGAUUCCUCUGUUUAUAUAUAUGACCUGGUAAGUGGUGGUCAAGUUGCAAAACUUAAUCAUCAUGAGGCACCUGUAAGAGAUUGUAGUUGGCACCCUUUCUAUCCAAUGAUGAUUUCUUCAGCCUGGGAUGGUGACAUUGUUAGGUGGGAAUUUCCUGGGAGUGAUGAAGCCCCUGCUCCUCCAAAUAAAAGACAAGGUCGUACUCGUAGGAGAAGUUUGUUUGAUAUUUAGUUUAUGUUCUUUGUACAUAUCUAUGUGUCUGGAUCCAUAGUAUAUUUUGGUAGCUAUAUGGAAUUUAUCCAUCUAUCUUUUACUUUUUAUAUUUUCAUACAGCUACAUGUAGGGUCCCAAAAAUUUGUUACAUUUAUUUGUACCUUGUUCUUUAAGCUUUGUAAGCCCAUCAUGUAUGAACAUAAAUAAUUAUAUUUGUACAUGUAAGUUUG